GGUUGUGUAUGAGUGAGGGAAUGGGUAGAGAUCGUCUGUUUUUGGCUAAAGUAGCCCCACCGAUAAAAGCAAGAGCUGGGUUAAGGAGAAAACAGGCAGGAAGAGGAUCUUACAGAGGAAGCUAGGUAAGGUGAAAUUAGGGUU
Messenger RNA from Populus euphratica (Euphrates poplar), 144 nucleotides. RefSeq lists its product as uncharacterized. The record is from RefSeq and is a predicted model, not a curated record. The coding region runs from base 9 to 125 and encodes 38 amino acids. Lineage: Eukaryota; Viridiplantae; Streptophyta; Magnoliopsida; Malpighiales; Salicaceae. The transcript has a single exon.